Mizuhopecten yessoensis (Yesso scallop) is the source of this 4087-nucleotide messenger RNA. RefSeq names its product tankyrase-2-like. Gene Ontology annotation, molecular function: protein binding. The coding region runs from base 417 to 1124 and encodes 235 amino acids. Gene Ontology annotation, biological process: protein ubiquitination; intracellular signal transduction; positive regulation of protein catabolic process. The record is from RefSeq and is a predicted model, not a curated record. Lineage: Eukaryota; Metazoa; Mollusca; Bivalvia; Pectinida; Pectinidae. The transcript has 5 exons.
UAAAAAUAGAUGUUUUGUUUAUUUUCAUUUUGGGUAUAUAUAUGCUCCGAUCAAGCAUAACGUGUCGAUGCCAUGCAAAUUAAGACGUGUCUAUUAUAAUUUUUAUUCUAGUUUGAAAUUGCAUCAGUUACUAGAUAUUAAAACGCUGUAAACACAUGCGUUUUGAGUUGGUAUAGUGUGAUCACGCUCUGCACAUGUGAUUAUAUAACAUCCGAGCGCUCGCCUUCGUGAUCAGGUGAUGAUCACGGUCCGAAUUUGAAUGACAGACAGUGCAUCAACGUGCUGGGCUACAUGUGAGUAAGCCAUAUUUUGAUGAAACACUUAAGUAGGUUGAGCACAAGCCCGCAUAUAGAUUUCCUGAUCCGUAGUGAUGAUUGACUAAAGCUACGAUGAUGUGACGGUGAUGAUCGGGUGAGAUGGGGGGUAAGGCCAGCAGUCUGAUGUGGUGUGAUCCGACCAGAUCACUAAAAGGUUCGUCCUACAUCUACAGCUACAAGUUACCUCCCCCUAGCUUUCACUUCAACUGGACUGACCUUCACUACGCAGCCAGCCAUGGAAAUUUCUCAAGAAUUCAAGAAAUCAUAAUUAAAUCAGGAACUGUUAGUGUGAACCACCAGGACUACUAUGGUAAGACACCAUUGUACUGGGCUGCCUACAAGGGCUACAGGUCUUGUGUGGAAGAGCUUUUGAAGUGUGGUGCAUUAGUGAACAUCCACUGUCGACAUGGAGGGACAGCGUUACAUGCAGUGGUCGGACUCUACCCUGAAUGUGCCUUGCUACUCAUACAACAUGGAGCUGAUGUAAACCAGGUGGACAACUGGGGUGUGACACCUAUGUACCUGGCAGCAUCCAGUGGUCAACUGGAGGUCAUCCGGUACCUGUUGGCAGCUGGAGCUAAACCCUCAUUCAGAAACAAGAAAACAGGUGAUAUUCCAAAACAGCUGGAUGUUCAUAAGCAGUUCUGUGAUUGGCUAUUGAAUUUAUCCAAGAACCCACCCUCACUCCAACAGAUGUGUCGGACCAAAGUCAGAGAGAGGCUCGGUGAGCCGCUGAUGAUCAAGAUGGACACAUUAAAUUUGCCGACAAAAAUCAAGGCUUACAUCUCCCUGAAGAAUUUCAGCUAGUCUCUGGAUCGCUGUUAUUAUAUGGUUAUUACUGUUGAUGAUGUAAGGGAACGUCUAUUAUCAUGUCCUUGCAGGAUAAUCUUAUUGUGACAGUACUAGAUUUUUGUGUACUAUAGGUAUAUUAAUAAACUUGUUAAAAUUGAUACAAAGCAACUAAAUAUUACAUAGAAAUAAACAUAGAAAUAUGUUUUAUAUGCAAACCAAAGAAAUCAUCAACAAGGCAAAUGUAGUCGAUCAUCGCUAACCUUGUCAAGCCUUGCAGUCAUCUUCAUGCGAUAACUUUCAUGUCCAGGUUACAACAUCACGACAAAAUGUAAUCAAUAGUAUAUAUUUAUAUGUUUAUAUGUAUACCUGUAUAUAGAAAUAGGUUCAUUGUAAUAGAGGAUGUCACAUAUUCUUAAAAUCAAAUGAAUAGUUACACUAUAGUAUUGUGGGAUGUGAUUGUCAAUCUAUUAUCUACAUAAGUGUAAUAUGCAUUUUUUUUUGUCAAUUUACCCAUUUUUUGGGGUAAAACAUAUUUGCAUUUUCAUCAAUUAUAACAUUUGAGAGUCAAUAUAUGCAUUUAUCUAUAUGACACAUUAUUUACUUUUGCUAAUUGAAUUUUUCAAAAUCAAAUAUGUUGAGUAUUAUGGUGGAGGAAUUAACUUUAAAGUCAACUCUUAUAAUGUCUUAAAAAUAUAGAAGAUUAAAAAAAAAAAGGAAAUUUUAAUACAUAGACAUAAUGUCCUUUAGGACAUGGGCCUCCAAUCUCCUGUUUUGUGUUCAGAAUAACUGAACAAGCUGCUAUUUUAAAUAAACUUACAACAUUUGAUAUAGCAUCCUAUCUAACUACAAUAAUAUAAGCUACUCUAACUCACAUUGAUAUUCAAUACAUACAAUCAGUAACAUAUAUAAAUCAAUACAAUUUUUGAGGAAUUUGCAGGAACUGCUUUACCUAGCAUUAACUACUAGCCAUAUGCCACCUGGCUAAUACUUCCAGGUAUGUGUAUGCCUGUGUGUGUGCUGAAGAUGCAUUAUGAUCUGUUUUGCAAUUAGACCAUGCUUCCAAUGGCAUCUUUUUUAUAUGCUUGAAUGCUACAGCAUAGACACUGCAUAAACACCCACCCAGACCAUUUUAUACUCUAUUGCUGGAGUUGUGUGGGUGGGAGAAAAACACUAUGUCUUAAUAUUUCAUGCUAUAAAGCCUUUUAGGGUCGCAUCCUGACUGUUGGCAUAGAAGGCCAAUGUUAUACACUCGACCAUGUCUGCUAUAAUAUUCUGGAGUUAAAUAAUAUUAUGUGUUCUAAUGUCAUAAGCAUAAACCAUUCUAAGCUUUUUGAGGAUAUCACAAUAUGCCUGGAGUAGAUCACAAUAUAUUGCAAUACAGAAGAAAUGUAUGACGAUACAGAUCCCAAUAUUAUGUCAAGAAGCGAAAGGUACUCAGUUUGAAAAGAAAUUGUUGUGAGAGUGUUAUCAAACUGAAUCAUAUGUAUUAAUUAUUAUUAAAGACGAAUCAUAGAUUUUUGUUAAACCAACCAUUGAUUAUAAAAUCACAUAUAUUAACAACUGAUUCCCAACACUAGCAAAAGCCUAUUCAUGGGUAUUUUCCUACCUGUUAGAAUUUGUAGUAAUUUGAAUUGCUAAAACACCUAGCAAAUACAUGAAAUAAUUAUAUAAGCUCCUGAAAAAUAUUGCGAUACAGCGAUAUUUCAUUUCUGUAUUACAAUUUGAUACGAUAUAUGCCUGUGUAUUGCGACAUACACAUUUUCCAAUAUAUUGUGACAACUCUCAGGCUUUUUAAUGUUUCCGUUAUCACCUGUGUGGUUUGUAUAAAUGUAAGGUUGUGAACAUUAACCAAUUGUGGCUUUAUGAUGUUUCUGCUAAUAUUGAUUACUGUAUUGAAAUGUAGGAGAUUUUUGUCUUGUCUGCCAGUAUUUGUUUCCCGGUGUUAUGAUCGUAAACACUUGUUGUCAUUUAAUGCCAAGUGGAUUUUAUAUGUUAAGUAGUUGUUGUUAUUACCCAUAUACUGAAAAGUAUUUUGUAUUAAGGUAAAUCUGACGAGUUUCCACUGUGGACACUUUUCUUGUGAUAGCAUUGACCAGCUCUCAUAGAAGAUUGAAACGUGCUCUUUGCUGAAGAAACCACAGUAUCGUUGUAUGCUAUAAACUAACAUGAUUGUUUCAUGUUAUAUUUUGUUUUCCACAAUAAUUAUGUUGACAAAUAUCUAAAAUUUAUCAAUGUGUAUUGAAUUGACCCAUUCACCCCUAAAGUCACUUUUGAACCUUACUAAAGAAAAGACUGGACAAUUCCAGUUUAAAUAUGUAGGGGUGUAAUAGUUAGCUAUUAAUAACCUUGAUUAUUAACUAGCAAUUUUAGACAGGAGCGAUAUUGCUUCUUGCUGCAGUUCAGUUUUAUUUUUCAUUUAGUAUUUGCGUGCUAAACCAAGAAACCAGAACACGAUGCAAUGUAUAAUAUGUGCCUAUAAGAAACCAUUUUGCCAUAGUCUGUGUUCUAUUUGACACUUUAUUUUCUGUGUCACAGAGAAAUAUAUUUUUGAUAACAACGAUUGAGCUAUUCCUUAAAUUGAACAUGAUGUUGUACUGGUAACAUUUGGUAACUUUAACAAAUAUUUUUUCCCUUUUUUUAUUUUUUUUUACUUUCUGGUAAAAUCUGCCACCUAUACCUUUUGAAUUGUCCAUUUUUUUAUAUAUCAAACCAUAAAAGGUAACCCUUUCUGUUACGAUACUGUCAUUUUUCAACAGCACAUGCCCUGAUUUAGAUUUAAAUGCAGGUCAAUGUUCAUUGUAACAUUGGCACGGUGAGAUGUUUAUGUUAAACAAAUUACCAUACAUUGAAAAAUGACCAUGCAUGUGAGGCACGUUAGUCUAGUGAUAGGCCAUCGGGCUCGUGAUCAAAGGGUUGCGGGUUCGAGUCACGGCACGGCUCUGUGUUGUAUCUUUGAGCAAGAUACCUUACUCCGCUUG